Episyrphus balteatus (marmalade hoverfly) is the source of this 3427-nucleotide messenger RNA. RefSeq names its product BRCA2-interacting transcriptional repressor EMSY. The transcript is spliced from 5 exons. NCBI's taxonomy places the organism in Eukaryota, Metazoa, Arthropoda, Insecta, Diptera, Syrphidae. The coding region runs from base 151 to 3300 and encodes 1049 amino acids. Gene Ontology annotation, cellular component: nucleoplasm. The record is from RefSeq and is a predicted model, not a curated record. Gene Ontology annotation, biological process: regulation of DNA-templated transcription.
UUUUUGACAAAUAAACAUUAAUGGCUGCUUGAAAGGAUUUUUGUGCGGUGUUGCGUUUGCAAUUUUUAUUUUCAAAUAAUUCAAUCAAAAAUCGAAUUAAUUGAGUAACAAAUUAAAGGCAAUCAAAAUAAUUAGUAUAAUCUCGUAAAUAUGUGGCCAACAGCAUUGCAAUUGACACGAGACGAGUGCCGUGGCAUAUUGCGAAGAUUGGAAUUAGAAUCUUAUGCAAAUGUAAUAAGUGUAUUCCGGGCUCAAGGUGGCCUAACCGAUACAAAAUCAAAACUGCUCGAAGAUCUGCGAAAUGUUUUCCAUAUAUCACAGGAACGACAUCGAGCUGAAGCGCGCAGAGUGGCCAACGAUGAACAGCUAUCUACUAUUGCCGAAGCGAUUUCAGGUCCAAAUACUUAUCAAGAAUGGAGCAGAGAGGGACGUAGGCCGUAUCCUCUUCUGCCGCGUGUCCCACCACAAACAGCUUUGUGUGUGGUUGCAAAUCAUGUUGCGGCAGAGGUAACAAAUGAGAAUUCCCAAUUGCCAUAUCCAUCGGAGACUGGAAAUCUGCAACAGACGAAACAAGAGUUAAAUCCCGAACGAUUGAGUGAAUCUUCUUGUGUACCAAUUGUCACAUCAGAUCCAUUUCAACCAGAAAUACCAGACAUACGUAAAACUCUUAAAAGAAAUCUUCCCACAGAAGCCCCAAGCUCGACAAAAAAACGAAUUGUUUCAGAAAUUUCUCCCAGUGCCACCACGGGCGAACCUCCUCUCAGUCCAGCAACACAAAUACGUAAACUCUAUCACAAUCAUAGCAAAACACAAUCAACCAAGAAAAAUACCCCGGCGAAAAAGUCCACUAAUUCGCCCAUGAAACGUCCAACAGCAGCUUCUGCUAAAAAACGUCUAAUCAGUGGAGAAACUGUAGACUCGAAUAAAGCAAACAACGUCGUCGUCGUCAGCACCGCCGCAAACCAAUCUCAAUCUUCAUCGGCAGCUUUGUGCAGUACCGCAUCUACUGCAGCAAAUAUUGAAGUUAUUCCACCACCACCAUUAUUACCACCAACGCCAUCAUUAUCUUCAGCCUCAUCGGUAACAUCUCCAGAAAUCAUAAAUGAACUUCAACAAACUUCAGCAACAACACCAACUACAACAAUAACAACCCCAAGCAUCCCACAAAUUGCCACAUCGAAGAAAGACAUAUCAAAGAAUCUUUCUAAAUUGAAUUUGAUCACAAAUCAACCUGUGCUGCAGCAAUCUGACAAGCUCCCCGAAUGCAAGACUGAGAAACUCUCCACACCAGUUCAAAAGUACAUAGUCGACAACCGCACUCCCAUGUUACCCACACAGUUUUUGGAUAAACAACAAGUCAUAACUACAAAAUUAAAGCCUAUGACAACAAUUGUGCCUACACAACUCUCUACAUCGUCUAAAGCCAAGGUUACUAGUGUGAAAACAAUAAAGAGUGGCGAUAUACUCUGCUCCACGCCAGUCAGUAGCCAACCACAGGUAUUUAAUAUUAUCGAUGCCAGUAGUCCACCAUACUUGCCACACACUCCUCCAGCUAUAAUCAAUAUAAGCAGCAAGUUCGAACCAGAGCAUGGUAAAGUUUUGAAAACAAAAUUGCUGCCUCUUAUGCUUUCUUCUGGCAGCAAGAUCGAACCCAAUAACGUCAACUUUAGCCCAAUGAAAAGCUCCUCUUCUCCUGCGGGGACAGUUUUCCGCAAACCAAACAUAAUAAAACCUAUGCCUACAACGAUCAAACCGAAAAUUCAUAUUACCAAUCAGCAAAUCAUCUCUCCUCCCACCGUAGCUAGCUUAAAGAUGUCACCCCAUCUACACUUGAAAGGUGUACCAGGUGGUGGACCGAUUCAUAAUCGAAAUAGUGUCAAAAUAUUCUCAUCGUCCAAUGGCAAGAUGUUUAUACAAUCUGCUGAUAGUUCAGCUAAACAGAUGACUAAGGUAAAUACGAUUGUGUCAUCACAAAAGGGAUUGGUCAACACGAGCACGCCUCCUGGCCGAAUAGCGAUACAAAAAGUUCACAUAAUACCGGCGCCUGGAACAGUGGCAUCAUCUUCCGGUACAACAUUGGGCAAUGUAACAAUCCCCAAGUCAAUGGCAAUCACAAAACCGAAUAUGAUAAUAAUGCCAAUGACGGGACAACAGACUAUGAAAGGAUUGCCUAUUGUCAAGAGCAAUAAAUUCUCCGCAGUGCUUCCGACACAAAUGGCAGUUCAAGAAACUGCUGCCACUAAUCCGAAAAGCAAUGUUAUCGUUAUUGGUUCGGUACCAAGUAUGUCACAGACAAUCUUGCCCAAGGAAAUGCAAGGGUUUAGCAACAGGAACAGCAUGAUUACAGAGGACACUCCGGUGGACAUUAUUACUACUCCGAUAAUAGUCAAUGUAGACAGCAUAGGUUCACAAUCGCUUAAGCCCACCGAAACCAUUGAUUUGACAACAAUGGCUGACAGUCAUUCGAAUUCUCCUACGCAGUCGAAGAAAGCUGCUGCCGCGGUUGCAUUAUUACAACCGAAUCGACUGACUUCUGAGACGUCAUAUGUAGAGUCCAGCAGCGGGGGAAAAAUUGAAAGUGAUGCAUCUCCUAUCAAAGAACAGCAACAACAAGAAUCCAUGGUUAUUGGCGUAACUGACUGGGAAAUGGAACUCGAUCAGGAAGCUAGUAAAACACGGGCGAUAAAUGCGGAAAAGAUUCGUAGGCGAAAUAGUGUUGAAAAUAUGGUGAUUGGAAGUGGAGCAGAAGAUGAUGGAAGUUCAGAUGAACAUUUCGUUGAAGACGAUGUUAUAGAGGAACAUGAGGAGACAGAAGAAGAAAUGGAAAUUGCGGCUGGUAUGGAGAGGGAUAAGCGCGAUAGGAAAAGGGAAAGAGAAAUGACUGAAAAGAAGAGGCAAGAAGAGCUUGAAGCACAUCGACAGCAUCAUCAAUAUGAUGAGGAUGAAGAAGAGACAAUUGAAGUUGGCGAUGAACAAAUGAAGUCUAGCGAAGGCGAUGUUAUUCAAUAUGAUGAAUCUUAUGAAUCCGUAAAUGAAGAACUUGACGAGAGUAUCACAAUUGAAUAUGUUGAAGAUGAACAAGAUGGAUAUGAGGAAAAAAUCAACUCAACAUCCAGCGAUCAAAAAGACACUACUACGGAAAACAUAAAGCAAUCAACUGCUGCUAACCCACUAGCAGAUGAUCAAACCCAAGCAGAACCCAGUGAAAAUAAAUCCCAAAACGAUUCUACUAUGGUUUCUGUAGAAGAGAUUUCUUCUACAACACAACAAAAUAUUUCUAGCUCCAAGAGUGAUCAUUGAACACGGAAAUAAUCUUGCAAACCAAGAAACAAUUGAUUUGCAUAAAAAAGAAGUCUUGAAAAAAAAAUUAUGGUUGUUGUAAAUUUUUAUGAAUUUAAUUCAGUUGAACGAAAGAAGAUUUUUUUUU